Neohortaea acidophila is the source of this 1495-nucleotide messenger RNA. RefSeq lists its product as uncharacterized. The coding region runs from base 55 to 1383 and encodes 442 amino acids. Gene Ontology annotation, molecular function: proteasome binding. Gene Ontology annotation, biological process: proteasome assembly. NCBI's taxonomy places the organism in Eukaryota, Fungi, Ascomycota, Dothideomycetes, Mycosphaerellales, Teratosphaeriaceae. The record is from RefSeq and is a predicted model, not a curated record. The transcript has a single exon.
CUCCAACAUCACCACCGCCCCUCUCUACUCUUCGUGCUGAGCACACUCUCCAAGAUGCCGCCCAUACCAAGCGUAUGGCAGUGGCACAGCCUGGUUGCCAGGCAUGCCCAGGGCAUCCGGGAGGCCUUGCACAAGGUCGGCCGCGCCCUGGACGCCCACCUGUCAACGGGUCAGCCUCAAGCGAAGUUGGAAACCAUCCUCGUUCGCAAUACGCCCAAACAACCCCUACACCCCCUCGCACGCAUUCGCCAAAGCCAAUCGAGAUGGUACAGUACCGCGCGAAGGUACAUUGACGGCGCGAGGAACUUCUCCUCCGCUUCCACCACGCGAGGCGGCCAUGCCUAUGAUCGAGCUACGUUUGCGACGUUCAAAGUCGGUUCACGCAUCUCUCAAUCGUCCGGUCGAGCUCCUUUUGCUUCCACCCUGAGACCCAAUCUCACAGGAGGCACCUUGGGCCGGACUGCCGGCGGAUACACUAUAGGCUCGGGCAGGGUUGGCGGAGCGCGCUACUUCUCCCACGGUCCAGCCAGUCAGGCUCAAGUCGUGCAGAAUGUCUCCCAGGCCGUACGAGCCUUCUUCAUCUCGGGACAUAAAGCGCAGUUUGACGGAGUUUCACCAACCGGACAGAAGAAAUACAAGGCUGUGAGCAGUCUCCAGGAAGAGACCGGCCGAAAGAUGCGCUCCCUGCCCCGCGCUACUCCCGGCUCUCGCCUUGAAUUCGUCGUCAAUCCCACCAUCACUGCUCUCACCCAGCUCAACUCCAUCACUGGAUACGACUUGUCUGAGCAUGCGCAAGCCGACCACCUCAACACCGAUGGCCUCCUCGAUGUCCUAUCCAUCGACUUCUCCCGUGCCCUCAAAGACCUUGCCGCCGUCUUCAACGAUUUGAAGCGGCUUUCAGCGCUCGGUGAUCUGCCCAUUACAUAUGAAGGCUCGUCACUCCGCGUGCACUUUCCCGGCUGCGACGCAGAAACCGUAGAGAGGCUGUGCGAUGAGCUCAAUGUUCUUCGAGGGAAUGUUGUCGAGGAUGAAGCAUUCGACUCCUUUGUCGGCACCGACAUUGCUCUGCUCUUUCCCUUUGCUCCCAGUCAAGACGUGUCUGACUGCGAGAGUCUGUUCGACGAGGUACUCCCCAGGAAGGCCAUCGACUACCAAGACAUGUUUAUCCCUUCGAGUCCAGCAUACUCAACGCAAUCAGACACCGGCAUGGAGGAUGUCGAGGACGUAUUGCUAGUCGACAACCCAUGGCUUUCCUCACCCUCUGGAUACGAGUCUGCAAGGUCGAGCAGCGAGUAUGGAUCCAACAAACACGACCCUCUCGAAUACCAGGGCUUCGACGGCAUCUACAAGUUCAUUGAAGAGCUUGAUGCCGUGCGCAAAUGAUGAGGCGCAGACACGUAUGGCUACACCGCGGUUUAGAAUGAUAUCCCCACUUCAGCAAGAGGUCGUUAGGCGUACUUUCCUAUGUAGCAUUGCAAUCAAGUUGAUUGACCUU